AUGUCGGUCUCAAAAACCAGCAAGCUGCUGAACUACAUCAACUACAGAAUGCGCGUGACGCUCAUAGACAGCAGGCAUAUCGUUGGGAGGUUCAUGGCCUUCGAUAGACACAUGAAUCUCGUCCUCGGAGAUGCUGAAGAAUUCAGAAAGCUGCCACCAAAGAAAGGCAGAACAGAGGAGGAGCGCGAUCAGAGGAGGGUCUUGGGCCUGGUGCUGCUGCGUGGGGACGAGGUGAUCUCGCUCACUGUCGAGGGCCCUCCACCGGCAGAUGCAUCCCGCCUGUCCAAGACCCAGGCCGCUCCAGGCGGCCCAGGAAUGGGCCGCGCCGCUGGUCGUGGCAUGCCCACUGCCGCCCCAGGCCAAGCACCUGCGGGUCUGGGCGCUCCGGCUCGCGGCGUCGGCGGCCCAGCACCGGGCAUGAUGCUCCCCCGGCCGCAGGUGUCGGCCGCCCCCAUCAUCCGCCCUGGCGAGCCUGCCGUCCGCCCAGGAGGUCCCCCCGCCGCAGGCCCCCGCCCGGGAGGUCCGCCACCGCCGUUCUUCCCUGGCGGACCCCCGCGCCCAGGCGGUCCCCCUCCCGGCGGAAUGCCCCUCGGAGCGCGGCCGCCCAUGCAGGGAGGCCCCCCGCCGCCAUUCUUCCAGGGCGGUCCCCCCCGCCCCGGCAUGAUGCCGCCUCCUGGGUUCCGCCCCGGCAUGCCGCCGCCAGGCUUCCCAGGAGGCUUCCCUCCGCGCCCCGGCUUCCCUGGUGGCCCGCCUCCUGGCGCGUUCCCUCCUCGGCCCCAGUACCCCCCUGGCGGCCAGCCCCCCCAGCAGUGA
Molecule: messenger RNA, 813 nt
Organism: Coccomyxa subellipsoidea C-169
Lineage: Eukaryota; Viridiplantae; Chlorophyta; Trebouxiophyceae; Coccomyxaceae
Exons: 7
Coding region: 1-813 (270 amino acids)
Biological process (GO): mRNA splicing, via spliceosome
Cellular component (GO): U5 snRNP; catalytic step 2 spliceosome; cytoplasm
Molecular function (GO): RNA binding
Source: RefSeq, a predicted model, not a curated record